GCCGCGCAGUGACUGAGCCCGAGACAGAAGGACACCCGCGGGCAGCGCCUCCUCCGCGCAGCCCGGCCGCCGAAGACGCUCCGCUCUCCGAACAGGGACCCGGGCCGAAGCGGGCGGCGCGCAGCGGGCCGAGAAGCCUGCGUGGAGCUGAGCGGCGAGAGGCGCGGGAGCAGGAAGAACAUGGCGGCGGCGGAAGAGUCGGACUGGGAGUGAGGAGAACUCGUGGGGCAGACGAGGCGUUGAGCCCGCCUGCGCGCUCGGCUCCCGCGGCGCUCUCCCCGCCCCCGUCCGAGCAGGCCGGUCGCGUCUCCCGGCUCCCUCCACCCCCGCGUUAGGCCGCGGCCUGCUCUGGGAAGAGGGGCGGCUCCGUCUCGGGCCCCUGAGCCUGACUAGCCUGGAAAAGGGUUCGGGCCUGCCCGCCUCUUGCACAAUAGGGCGACUCCAUCUCCUCCUUCACCUUCUCCCCCCGUCCCCUCGUUCCCACUUUCGCCCUCGGUCGUAUUGCGAAUUUUCCUUUCUAUACACUUGAUUUGAGGUGGGGGGAGGGGGUGUCUAUGUGGGACCGACUACUUGUCCCCUAGUUGUUUCCCUCCCCCUGGUUUGUGCUGUGACAGUUCAUCACGACCCCACCAGCACGCACACACUUGUACCACUUCACUGGCAUCCCUGCUGUUUGUCACCUGUGUAGUGCAGGCCCUUCCCUACCUGCCUUUUCACAUUUUUCACACUGAUCCCCCCCCCCUCCACUUGUUUCUUCCUCUCUACUAUUGCUACUUCCUGUUUUCCGGCAAAGCUUUCACUGCUUAGUAAACAAAGCCCUGUGCGCCCAUACUCUGUUAGAGAUUCCUGUUUUGUUUUUUCCCUUUUGGGGGGGUGAUGCAGCUACUUUAGCAGUGGCGUUUUUUUAAAAAAGAAAGAAAGAAAAAUAAUUCUUUGGAGUGUUCUGUGGGACUCUUAAAAUAUUUUCCUGCUCUCUUUUACUGAGAGGGGGCAAGCCCCCCACCACGCCAGAAUUUUAACAAGCGUCACAGGGCCCUGUGGUGAGGCGAGAGGCAGGAUGACUGAUACCCGGAGAAGGGUAAAAGUGUAUACUCUGAAUGAAGAUCGACAGUGGGAUGAUCGUGGCACUGGACAUGUGUCCUCUGGCUAUGUGGAAAGGCUGAAGGGCAUGUCCCUGCUUGUCAGAGCAGAGAGUGAUGGUUCUCUUCUUCUGGAGUCCAAAAUCAAUCCUAAUACUGCAUACCAGAAGCAACAGGACACUUUAAUUGUGUGGUCUGAGGCAGAGAACUAUGACCUUGCACUUAGCUUUCAAGAAAAAGCUGGAUGUGAUGAAAUAUGGGAAAAAAUAUGUCAGGUUCAAGGAAAAGACCCUUCAGUGGACAUUACUCAGGACUUGGUGGAUGAGUCUGAAGAAGAGCGCUUUGAUGAUAUGUCAUCUCCAGGUCUAGAAUUGCCAUCUUGUGAAUUAAGUCGAUUAGAGGAAAUUGCGGAACUUGUAGCAUCUUCACUGCCUUCCCCACUACGUCGUGAAAAACUUGCUCUAGCACUGGAAAAUGAGGGCUACAUUAAAAAGCUCUUAGAAAUUUUUCACGUGUGUGAGGACUUGGAAAACAUUGAAGGACUUCACCAUUUGUACGAAAUUAUUAAGGGAAUCUUUCUUUUGAAUAGAACUGCACUUUUUGAAGUCAUGUUUUCUGAGGAAUGUAUAAUGGAUGUAAUUGGAUGCUUGGAAUAUGAUCCGUCUUUAUCACUGUCACGGAAACACAGGGAGUUUCUAACAAAAACUGCAAAAUUUAAAGAAGUUAUUCCAAUAUCAGAUCCAGAGCUAAAACAAAAAAUACAUCAAACAUAUAGAGUGCAGUAUAUUCAAGAUAUGGUUCUACCAACGCCGUCGGUAUUUGAGGAAAACAUGUUAUCAACGCUUCAUUCGUUCAUCUUUUUUAAUAAAGUAGAAAUAGUUGGUAUGUUGCAGGAAGAUGAAAAAUUUUUGACUGAGCUGUUUGCACAACUUACAGAUGAAGCCACAGACGAGGAGAAAAGGCAAGAAUUGGUAAAUUUUCUUAAAGAGUUUUGUGCAUUUUCUCAAACAUUACAACCCCAAAACAGAGAUGCUUUUUUCAAAACAUUGUCUAACAUGGGCAUUCUUCCAGCACUUGAAGUCAUCCUAGGAAUGGAUGAUGCCCAAGUGCGAAGUGCAGCGACCGAUAUAUUCUCAUAUUUGGUUGAAUACAACCCAUCUAUGGUGCGAGAAUUUGUCAUGCAAGAAGCUCAGCAGAACGAUGAUGAUAUCUUACUCAUUAACCUCAUCAUAGAACACAUGAUUUGUGAUACAGAUCCUGAACUGGGAGGAGCAGUCCAGCUGAUGGGUUUACUACGUACCUUAGUGGAUCCAGAAAAUAUGCUAGCUACUGCCAAUAAAACAGAAAAAACUGAGUUCCUGGGUUUCUUUUACAAGCAUUGUAUGCAUGUUCUCACAGCACCUUUAUUGGCUAAUACCACAGAGGAAAAACCUAGCAAAGAUGACUUUCAGACAGCCCAGCUGUUGGCCUUGAUAUUAGAGUUACUAACCUUUUGUGUGGAACAUCAUACAUAUCAUAUAAAGAACUACAUUAUUAACAAAGAUAUUCUUCGAAGAGUGUUAGUUUUAAUGGCUUCAAAUCAUGCUUUCCUGGCACUGUGCGCUCUGCGUUUUAAAAGAAAGAUAAUUGGGUUGAAGGACGAAUUCUACAACCGCUAUAUAAUGAAAAGUUUUUUAUUUGAACCGGUGGUCAAAGCAUUUCUCAGCAAUGGAUCCCGCUAUAACCUGAUGAACUCAGCUAUUAUAGAAAUGUUUGAAUUCAUUAGAGUGGAAGACAUAAAAUCCUUAACAGCUCAUGUAAUUGAGAAUUACUGGAAAGCCCUAGAAGAUGUAGAUUAUGUGCAGACAUUCAAAGGUUUGAAAUUGCGUUAUGAACAACAAAGGGAAAGACAAGAUAACCCCAAACUUGACAGCAUGCGUUCCAUCUUGAGGAACCAUAGGUAUCGGAGAGAUGCUAGAACCUUGGAGGAUGAAGAAGAGAUGUGGUUUAAUACUGAUGAAGAUGAUCUCGAAGAUGGAGAGGCAGUGGUGUUGCCCUCUGACAAAAGUAAAAAUGACGAAGAUAUUAUGGAUCCCAUAAGUAAAUUUAUGGAAAGGAAAAAAUUUAAAGAAAGUGAAGAAAAGGAGGUCCUUCUGAAAACGAACCUUUCAGGGCGUCAGAGCCCAAGUUUUAAACUUUCCUUCUCUAGUGGUACAAAGGCUAACCUUACCAGCCAGUCAUCUGCAACUAAUUUGCCCGGGUCUCCUGGGUCACCGGGAUCUCCUGGGUCACCGGGAUCUCCUGGAUCAGUUUCCAAAAGCACAUCUCAGAUGGCAGCUAUAACUACCAAGGAUGUUCCAUAUUGUCUCUGAAGUACGUCAGAUCGCUCAUUGCUGCAGUCCAGCCAACUCUCGUAGGGAGGCCUCGUGGGGCUUGUAGAUUAUCCUGAUGAUGACGAUGAGGAUGAUGAAGAAAGUCUACCUUUGUCACAGAAAACAAAGGUUGAGUCAUCAUAAUGACUGUUCUGAAGAUCAGUCUCAGUUGGGGGGUAAACCUGGUUUCCAGAACAGGAAAAGUCCAUAAUUAAAAACUGCAGCCUUUAGUGAAUUACUGUGUGUGACACAGACCAGUUUAAAAAUAUGGAUUCCUGCUAAUCAAGUGCCAAUUUGAAGGAGCAGAAGAAGAGGAUAUACUACACUUAAUGGGAAUGACAUGCCUGUGACCUCUCCAGCUUGGACCACGCAUUGCUCUUUUCUCAGGGAAGGAAAUGGAAAAAAUAUAUAUAUAUAUAAAGCCAGCAGGGCAGGAGUUUAAUAGUGGAACUCUGGAUUGGCUGGUCAGUCGCUACAAUCAGAAUAUGCUUUCUUGGACCAUGUACAAGACUCGAAGAAAAGGCUUUUCUGCCAUAAUUCUUCACUAGCUGAGAACGCCAGCAGUUUCUUUGUAUAAAAGAGACCUGCCUUUGAAACCACACAUUCUGAACAUUUUAGUCGAGCUACAACAGGUUUUUAAAAAAUGAACGCUGUUGGGGGAGGGCUGACCAUAAGUUGUUUUGUUUUUUUAAUGUGUUCCCUUUGCCCUUUAAACUGCAGAAUGUUUUCUUUGGAGGUGAGAUAUUUGUCUCCCUUUAUUAAAAGAUUGAAUGGAAUUCUAGAUGUGGUCACUUUUUGUGUCAUAAUUUUAUCUUUAUUUUGCCCCCUGAGUGUAUGUUUAGUUGUUGAGUAUAUAUUUGGGACCAUUAAAAUUUUUGAUGUAAUAUAA
Molecule: messenger RNA, 4319 nt
Organism: Sphaerodactylus townsendi
Lineage: Eukaryota; Metazoa; Chordata; Lepidosauria; Squamata; Sphaerodactylidae
Gene: PPP4R3A
Product: protein phosphatase 4 regulatory subunit 3A
Exons: 16
Coding region: 1058-3430 (790 amino acids)
Biological process (GO): DNA damage response; protein dephosphorylation
Cellular component (GO): protein phosphatase 4 complex; nucleoplasm
Molecular function (GO): protein phosphatase activator activity
Source: RefSeq, a predicted model, not a curated record